Molecule: messenger RNA, 1484 nt
Organism: Gadus morhua (Atlantic cod)
Lineage: Eukaryota; Metazoa; Chordata; Actinopteri; Gadiformes; Gadidae
Exons: 2
Coding region: 480-845 (121 amino acids)
Source: RefSeq, a predicted model, not a curated record
AACUAUGGCAUUCAUAUUAUCCAUAUUGCCACUGCAUGGUUUAACAUCAAUUUUGACAGCCAGAAUAUUUUAGCAUUUUGGGGUAUUUUUUGUGCCGCACCAAAUUCAUAACUUAAAUACAAAAAUAUACAGAUUUGUAUUAUUUGUUAAAUAUCCGUGACAAUAGAACUGGCCCAGGCCUUUUUCCCAUGGAAGAUGUUGCCCAAACACAUUGACAUAUGCCAUUGAGAACAACAUUCCACCUGUUCUCUGUGUCAUCCAUUAAAUUCAGGCCAUUGUCCCUGACUCUGGGCCUCCUGAUUGGCUGAGCAGCCAAGCUCAUGCUGGAUGAGGAGCAUAAAGGCAGCACGAGGAAACCAAUCUAGACACAGAACAUCUUCAGAAGCAACUGCAGCCUCCACCUCCACUGAAUUGCUGGAUAUUUCUUGAGCGUUUUAUCCUUUUUACAAAUAACUGCAAACUCAAGACCAAUAUCUAAAAUGGCUCCCUACUCUGAUAUGGACCUGCAAGGCACCAUUAAGGAACAGCUCUUUCGGUGUAAACUCCACAUGCUAGAGAGAAAGUGCUCCACUGGAGUGGAGAAGCUGAGGGUUCUGAUCGGAGAACACCUGCAGAAUGGAAUCCCAGCGUCGGACAUCUUGGAGAAGACGGUGUCCUUCUUCACAGUGAGGAAGGCCCUGCUGACCCACAACGGCUACUCCAGAUGUACCAGAGAGUUCCUCCGUCUGUCCUCCACGUCGGAUGAAGAUGUGGCGCCGCUGUGCCUUUUCACUGAUGAUGAAGACAGAGAGCUUACUUUUUCAUUUUCUGAAGAUGUCGAUCAACUCCAGUUAAGCUGGAGUUGAUCGAUGAGAUACAGUUUGCAAUCAGUGGUGUGGCUGUUGGUUGCAAGUCUAAAAACUGGAAAAUGCUUUAUAGGCAUUGUGACAAGUAGAUUUACUGCUAAAGCCUUUCUCUAAGAAAGCCUAUUCUAAUUAUUGUCUUUCAUAUGCUGCUUGAACAUGAACAUACCAGCUCACAUCAUGAAAUGUUGGGGCUUUGGGCGAGGGGAUGUUUUGUGCCAGGUUUACCUGGACAAUCCUCAAUCUUUUGGGGGAUGGUCAAAAAACAAUGAAUGUUUUCUGGCACACACGCUGUUAAAGAAAAGAAGAUGGAAAAUCAAGUUUAGGAUUUUUCUCAACUAAAGCUGCAGUUAUCUUUGAAUCUGACUUCAGGUUUUUGAUGAGAGAGUGCUGGACACUCCCACAGGAAGCUGGAUACUUUUAUUAUUGUGUUUUAAAAACAUAAAAUCGCUGUUGAUUAAGCCUAUUUUUUAGGCCAAUGAUCAAUGAUUUAGCUGGAGUUUAAAUACCCCUUAAUUAAAGGGAAUGGAGAUUUUGCCUCUUUAAGCAUAUUGUUUAAUUUUGUUUGCGUUAUUGCCUUAUAAUGUACGACAUGUACACCAACGUAAGAAGUGUUUAUACUGAAAUAAUAAAAAAUCUAAU